AUGAUCAGAUAUAUGAAAAACACUCAGGGUAGGAAUCAGACAGAAGUGACAGAAUUUAUCCUCUUAGGACUCUCAGAAAACCCAGAUCUAAAAAUUAUCCUCUUUGGAUUGUUUCUAUUAAUCUACAUGGCAACCAUGUUGGGUAAUUUGGGAAUGAUCGUGUUGAUUAAGAUUGAUUCCUGUCUCCACACUCCCAUGUACUACUUUCUCAGCAGCCUCUCCUUUGUUGAUGCCUUUUACUCCUCUUCUGUCACUCCUAAGAUGCUAGUGAACCUUGUGUCUGAGAAUAAGGCCAUUUCUUUCAAAGGAUGUGCUGCCCAAUUCUACUUUUUUGGCUCCUUCCUGGGGACUGAGUGCUUCCUGUUGGCCAUGAUGGCAUAUGACCGCUACGCAGCCAUUUGGAAUCCUCUGCUCUACCCAGUUCUCAUGUCUUGGAGAAUUUGCUUCUUUUUUGUGGCUACCUCAUUCCUAGCAGGCUUUGGGAAUGCAGCCAUCCACACAGGGAUGACUUUCAGAUUGUCGUUUUGUGGCUCUAACAAGAUCAACCAUUUCUACUGUGACACUCCACCUCUGCUCAAACUUUCUUGCUCUGACACCCACAUCAAUGGCAUUGUCAUCAUGGCUUUCUCCAGUUUUAAUGUCAUCAGCUGUGUUAUGAUUGUCUUCGUGUCCUACCUAUGCAUCCUCAUCACCAUUUUGAGGAUGCCUUCAUUAGAGGGCAGGCAAAAAGCCUUCUCCACCUGUGCCUCCCACCUCAUGGCUGUCACCAUAUUCUUUGGGACAAUUCUCUUCAUGUACUUGCGCCCCACCUCCAGCUACUCAAUGGAGCAGGACAAGGUUGUCUCUGUCUUUUAUACAGUGGUUAUCCCUGUGCUAAAUCCCCUUAUCUACAGUUUGAAAAAUAAGGAUGUGAAAGAAGCCCUAAAAAAAGUCUUACAGAAACACAUACUCUAA
This is a messenger RNA of Choloepus didactylus (southern two-toed sloth), 954 nucleotides long. RefSeq names its product olfactory receptor 5AP2. The transcript has a single exon. Gene Ontology annotation, molecular function: olfactory receptor activity; odorant binding; G protein-coupled receptor activity. Gene Ontology annotation, biological process: G protein-coupled receptor signaling pathway; sensory perception of smell. The record is from RefSeq and is a predicted model, not a curated record. Bases 1 to 954 code for a protein of 317 amino acids. Gene Ontology annotation, cellular component: membrane. NCBI's taxonomy places the organism in Eukaryota, Metazoa, Chordata, Mammalia, Pilosa, Megalonychidae.